This is a messenger RNA of Asparagus officinalis (garden asparagus), 2412 nucleotides long. RefSeq lists its product as uncharacterized. The record is from RefSeq and is a predicted model, not a curated record. Gene Ontology annotation, cellular component: intracellular membrane-bounded organelle. The coding region runs from base 1 to 2229 and encodes 742 amino acids. Lineage: Eukaryota; Viridiplantae; Streptophyta; Magnoliopsida; Asparagales; Asparagaceae. The transcript is spliced from 2 exons.
AUGGUUGGCUCUGGUAACAGCUAUGACACCAGCCUGAAACUCUCAGCCGUCUUUAAGCUCCAUUAUCCCGUGAACAGAAACAUUUCUUCUAGUGUUGUUAGCGGGAUGAUUGAGAGCUUAGAUUCACCUGAAGACCCGAAUCACUUUGAUUCAAUCUCAAUAUUAGGCUAUGCUCCAAUUAAUUAUAGCUAUACCCAGAUGCCCAGAGCUCGAGAUUCUCGCUCCAAAGUGAAGGUUCCUAUAGGAUUGCUUGGGUUUGAACCAAGUGAUGCUCGUAAUUACCUUCCAAGAUUAAUAGCAGGCCAGUAUCCGUUGAAAUACGGGAGUGACUGCUCUUCUGGGAAUUGUGGCACUCCAUUUUCGAAUAAGAACGGUCUCGGUGUUUUGCCAACCUUUAUGAUUUUAGACCAGGUUUUCUGUUCUGAAAAUGGCAGUGUACAUAUGUCUAUACGCUUCUCUAAUACAGCUUCCAAUAAUUAUCUCAAUAGCUUGAUUCCUGGAAAUUCUUUAGUUGCUGAAGGGUACUGGGAUUGGGAAAAGAAGCUCCUUUGCUUAGUAGCCUGUCCGGUGCUAGAACCAAAAGAUUAUCUAAAAGAUUCAUCAGUUGGUGAAUGCACAAUUGGAUUAACCUUCAUGUUUCCUUCCGUCAUCACAAUUGAUAAUCCAAGCGACAUCUCAGGGCAAAUCUGGAGUAUCAAAGACAAGAAAGCUCCCGGGUAUUUCAAAUCAGUUUCAUUCCGGAGUACGGGAACCAAGUUGGAUAGUUUUCUUCCUGGUCUCAAGUAUGCAUACACUAAAUUUGACCCUGUGAAGAGUACUUGCAAACACAAUCGAGGUAACUGUUCUGGAGAUGAAAUUUAUCCUGAUGGGAAUUCAAUUAUGGACUUGACUUUUGAGCUUUCUUUGAGAAAUUUGAAGGAAAUUAGUUUAUAUUCAACAAUGGCUUUUGAGAUUCCUUUUGUGGAGAAAAACUCUAACGUUAGCCAAAACCUUUGGAAUGUGAGCUAUAGAAUAAUCUAUACAUCCUUGAAUUCAACUACAGGUCUGGGUGAACAUAAGCAUUUCUCAGCAGAAGGAACCUAUAACUCCGCAAUGGGGACAUUUUGCAUGGUUGGCUGUCGGCUUCUAGAUAAUUCACCGGAAACUCCCAUGGACUGUGAAAUUGUCAUUAGUAUCCAGCUAUCUCCUUUAAACCUGUACAAUGGAGAAAGGAGACAUGUCAAUGGGACUAUCAGGAGCACUAGAGAAAAAGCAGACCCUCAUUUUUUUGAGCCUUUAGAGCUCUCAUCAAACAAUGUGUAUCAAUCUGAAGCAAUCAAGUCAAUGUGGAGAAUGGAUAUGGAGAUAAUCAUGGUGAUGGUCUCUCUCACACUUGUAUGUGUUUUCAUUGCGCUUCAACUCUUCUACGUUAAGAAGCACCGAGACGUGAUCCCAUCGAUAUCCGUCACAAUGCUUGUUAUUACGAUGCUUGGAUAUAUGAUCCCUCUAGUUUUGAACUUUGAGGCUGUAUUUGUAAGGCGUCAAAAUACGACGAAUGUUCUUCUAUGGAGUGGGGGGUGGCUAGAAGUGACUGAGGUUAUGGUGAGAGUCAUGACCAUGGUCGCUUUCUUACUGCAUUUCCGUCUUCUUCAGUUGGCUUGGACUGGGAAAUCUUCAGAAGAGGGCAGAAGAGGCCUGUGGAUAGCUGAAAGCAAAACUUUCUUGCUGUGCCUUCUGCUGUAUUCUUCUGGAGCCAUAGUUUCUUGGUCCAUUCAUAAAAGAUCUAAUUACCCUCGAGUGAAGAGCUUCGACUAUAAUCCUAAUCAAAAUUGUUUGUUGAUGGAUUAUCUACGUUCUUACGCUGGCUCGAUAGUUGAUGGCUAUCUGCUUCCUCAAGUUAUUCUCAACAUAAUCUCUGGCUCUAAAGAUAAGGCUCUCACCCCUCAAUUUUAUAUAGGGAUUACUUUGAUUCGUGUAAUGCCUCAUCUUUAUGUUCCUUAUAGAGCGCAAAACUUUGCCCAACAUCUCAAGUCCUCGUACAUUUAUGCUAACCCAGAUGAAGGCAUUUACUCCUCUGCUGGGAAUAAAGUAAUUCCAGUAACAAGUAUUCUCUUCGCGGUCCUGAUAUUCUUGCAGCAGAGACUUGGCGGUAAGUUUCUUAUUCCACGGAGAUUCAGAAGGCGUUGUGGAUAUGAGACGGUUCCUGCUAUUGGCCUGGAGUCUUACGGGGACUAUGGGCACCUUCGCUAAGUUCAUCAGGGUGAUUUUUACUUCUUUAGAUUGAUACUCUCCAUGUGUUUAUCUCUGUAAAAAUAAAUUGAACGGAAAUUGUUGUGUUUGCGGGGCUAUGCUUCGAUAAUGGUUGAUUUUUAUUUGUUUGUGUGUUUGUGUAUCGAGUAAAAUUAAGUGGGUAUACUCAAGGAUAAUGAAGAU